This is a messenger RNA of Carassius carassius (crucian carp), 1011 nucleotides long. RefSeq names its product zinc finger BED domain-containing protein 4-like. The record is from RefSeq and is a predicted model, not a curated record. Gene Ontology annotation, molecular function: protein dimerization activity. NCBI's taxonomy places the organism in Eukaryota, Metazoa, Chordata, Actinopteri, Cypriniformes, Cyprinidae. Bases 176 to 814 code for a protein of 212 amino acids. The transcript has 2 exons.
GACCUGCCAGUGACCCUUACGUCUCACCAGUGGGCUUUAAUGGAGAAAAUCAUCAUUGUUCUGGCACCAUUUAAAGAAUGGACCAGACAGAAUAGCUCUUCCACCUCUUCUGCAGCUGAAGUCAUUCCCUCAGUCACAGUGCUGACGCCUGCUUGCUCGGGAGAACGAGGGGGACAUGGGUAUAAAAACCAUGAGAACAACCCUUCUUGAGGCUGUCCAGAAAAGAUUCAAGAAUAUCGAGAAUGAGCCCUCGUAUGCAGUUGCCACUCUUUUAGACCCACGAUUCAAAGACAGAUACUUCACAGGAGCAGACAGCAACAAGCAUGCCAAGGAUGCUCUGACCCAAGAAGUGGAGAAGAUGGAGGCAGCGUUACUGAGCAGGACGACACCUGAGGGAGCAGAGACAGUGCCAGAAAACCCCCAUAAAGCCCCACGUCUGGAAGCACAGCCAGACAGCAGAAAGAGCAGCUUGAAAGGCCUGUUUGAGGAAAUCCUGCAGGAGCAUGAUGAGGAACAUGGGGCAAGUAGCACUAGCACACAAGUUCAAAAUCAAAUACAGACAUAUUUGACAGAACAAACGGUCCCACGCUCAGACAGCCCAUUCCAGUACUGGGAAGUCAACCAAAUUAGUUUUCCCACCCUGGCUGCCACUGCUGCAAAGUUUCUCUUUGCUCCUUGUACCAGUGUUGACAGUGAGAGACUGUUCAGUGUAGCAUCCAACAUUAUUGAUGCAAGAAGGAACAGGCUAGGAGGAGAGAGGGCAGAAAUGCUCAUCUUCUUGAAGAAGAAUCUGCCUUUGCUCUUGAAAUUAUGAGCAAUACUAAAUUGCUUAAAUGAUACUGCAAUGUGUAGCCUACUUGAUGUAAAGUAUUUUUUGUUUAAUAUGUAGCUGCUACUCUUUUGAUUUGUAUUUUUGUUUAGGUUUACUUUAUAGGUUGGUUUUGCACUAUUGUUAAAUACUGCACUAUUUGAAGGUUUGAAUGCCUUUUUAUUACAUAAUGGCUGCACUUU